Messenger RNA from Caenorhabditis remanei, 2250 nucleotides. RefSeq lists its product as uncharacterized. Gene Ontology annotation, cellular component: cytoplasm. Gene Ontology annotation, molecular function: GTPase activity; GTP binding. Bases 1 to 2250 code for a protein of 749 amino acids. Gene Ontology annotation, biological process: cytoplasmic translation. Lineage: Eukaryota; Metazoa; Nematoda; Chromadorea; Rhabditida; Rhabditidae. The record is from RefSeq and is a predicted model, not a curated record. The transcript is spliced from 10 exons.
AUGCCUUCAUUCCGUAUCCUUCCACUCGUUCGUUCGGAUGAGCUUUUGCAUAAUGUGAUCGCAUUCGGCGGACAUUUGUACAUUCGAAACCGCAGAGCUUGCAAGGAAUUUUUCGAUUUGAGUGACAAGGGUAACGUGUCCUAUCUGGCAAUCCAAGAAUGGGAUGAUCAUUGGCUCUGCGGCUCCACUGGCAGAGUAAGUAAGUCUUUCGAUGCAUCCAAUUGGGUCGUAACUAAAUACGGCUCCCUUUCCGUUCUCAUCGAUACCGGCAAGGAUAGCACCAGUGUAGUAUGGGAAGAAACGACGAUGUCAGAUUUUACGGAACAGACUCUGCGACAAAAACUUGCCAAUCUCUCUAAUCACAGCAAUUCCAUUCAGACGACUUCCAGCUGGCUACUUAACAACCACAACAAUCGCGAGAUCAUCAUUAGAGUUUGGAUCAAAACUGUCAAAAAAGAAAUGAAAGGUUCCAAAGUGGUCAAUCUCCUCUAUGUGGCUAACGAUGUCUCCCAGAACGCAAGAAAAUCAUGUCCACAGUUCAAAGAGGAUUUCUUCCCAGCUAUUGAAAGUGCAUUUAGGCAUUGCUGCGAAAUUAAAGCCUCGAAAGAGGUUGAAAUAGCGAUCGGAAAGCUGAUCGCCAUUUGGAAAGAUCGUCAAAUAUUCUCAUCAUCGCAAUGCAAACGUCUUCAAGAAGUACAUCAGCAAAUGAAAUUAUCGAAGAGUUUCCCAUCGCCUGCAAGUAAAGACAACGGAAAGAACUCUACACCAAGCCAGUUUAUUGUAGAAGAAGCCAAAAAGAAUGCCCAGGAUGUCUUGCUAAGCUUAAAACGUCUCCAGAAUCCACCGAGUACAGAAAGAGAAAUACGCUUUCAACUUUCCAAGUACCCCGAUAAUAUCUCAUGUCCCGAGAAACUUCAAUCAGUCCAAAACUCUGAAGAGGCUAAAGCUCUCCUCAUUCAAAACGAAGAAGCUUUGCCAAUGCUUGAAGAUUAUGUCAAAAGACUGAAGGAUGAGACUAAAGAAAGAGAAACUCUGGAAAUAAACUUAAACUUGCUCAUUCAAAACGUGAGGAUGAGUAUCGAGCAUCACGAAAAACUCUGCAGAGAAGUGAAGCGAAAAGAAGAUCGUAUCAAAGCUGAUUUGUUAGAGAUGGGUAUUCUGGAAAAAAUUGCGGAAAUCGAGCAUGAAAUCUCGAGAACCCAAAAAAACAAAGCUACUGAAUACCAUUUGGGUCUUCUCAAGGCAAAACUAGCCAAGUACCGCCAACAAUUGUUGGAACCGACUGGAAAAGGAGGUGCCAAAGGAGAAGGUUUCGAUGUUAUGAAAAGUGGAGAUGCUAGAGUUGCAAUGGUUGGAUUUCCGUCUGUUGGAAAAUCAACACUCCUAUCGUCUAUGACAUCAACACAUUCAGAAGCAGCUGGAUACGAAUUCACCACUCUUACGUGUAUUCCUGGUGUUAUCUCCUACAACGGAGCCAAUAUUCAAUUACUCGAUCUUCCGGGAAUUAUUGAAGGCGCUUCUCAAGGAAAAGGAAGAGGUCGACAAGUUAUUUCUGUCGCCAAGACAGCUGAUUUGAUUCUUAUGAUGCUGGAUGCGGGGAAGAGUGAUCAACAGAAAAUGUUACUGGAAAGAGAACUUGAAGCUGUCGGUAUUCGGUUGAACAAAAAACCCCCAAACAUCUAUGUCAGACAAAAGAAGGUUGGUGGUGUCAAGUUCACUAACACGGUUCCUCUGACCCACUGCAAUGAGAAACUGAUUAUGACAGUCUUGCAUGAGUACAAGAUUUUCAACGCUGAUGUAAUUUUCCGCGAAGAUUGCACAGUCGACGAAUUUAUCGAUGUCAUUCAAGGAAAUCGGGUGUAUAUGACUUGUCUCUACGUCUACAAUAAAGUUGAUCAAAUUUCUAUCGAAGAAAUUGAUAGGUUAGCUAGGAUGCCUCAUCACGUUGUUAUUUCAUGUGAAAUGAAUCUUAACAUGGACUAUCUCUUGGAGAAAAUUUGGGAAUAUCUUGCACUUGUUCGAGUCUACACAAAAAAACCAGGAAAUGCACCUGAUCUAGGACCGGAAGAUGGAAUCAUUCUACGUGGAGGAGCAACGAUUGAACACUGUUGUCAUGCACUGCAUCGUUCAAUUGCCGCUCAACUACGAUACGCCAUCGUAUGGGGAACGUCGACCAAGUUUUCACCUCAACGCGUCGGUCUUCAUCACAAACUCGAUCAUGAAGAUGUCAUUCAAAUUGUUAAAAAAUAA